This is a messenger RNA of Owenia fusiformis, 773 nucleotides long. The record is from the annotation of a GenBank genome assembly. Lineage: Eukaryota; Metazoa; Annelida; Polychaeta; Sabellida; Oweniidae.
UGGAAAGAGCCAACCCAAUAAGUACGUCACAUCCUUCAUGAACGCCAUAGAUAAAGCUGCAAGCUCCAUUCAUGGAAGAGAAAUCACCCUCGAUAAACCGACUAAAUGUAUAACUCCAUAUGGGGGUAAGCUGGUGUGGCUGCUCCCUGGGAAUAACACCCUUACUCUACACCUCAAAGAUAAGCUGAAGAUUGGAUGCAGGAAACGGAUAUCACAGUUGAUGAUGAUGUAUCAUAUACUUGGCUUCCAACUCUUAGAAGCGAACGAUGAGACGAGCUCUGACGCUUACACUGACCACACACAAGGUGGCACCAAUAUAAUGCCGAGGUAUAACAAGAUGAAGUAUAACACUAAAGGGGAGAUCUUUAAGGACAUCACAGAGCGCGCAUGUUUUGAGGCCGAGAAUACAUACAUACUUGGCGUAGAUGUGGAUACUACGUUCUCCCCAGAAUCCAUUCUUCUUCUACUGCAGACGAUGAAGAAAGACCCGGAUCUGGGAGCAUCGUUUGGUCGGGUCCAUCCAACUGGUUCAGGUCUUUUGAAGAUUUAUCAGACGUUUGAAUAUGCCCUCGAGUAUUGGCUGCGAAAAGCCGCAGAGGACAAGAUGGGUUGUGUUUUAUUCAGUCCGGGUUGUUUCAGUGUGUAUAGGGGGUCUGCAGUCAUGGACGAUAAUGUCAUCCGGGCAUUUGCCCAGAAGCCGUCUGCCCCAUCGAAUUUUGUGCAAUGGGAUAUGGGUGAGGACCAGUGGUUGAGUGUCCUAAUGAUUCAACAAG